Vicia faba (fava bean) is the source of this 852-nucleotide messenger RNA. The record is from the annotation of a GenBank genome assembly. Lineage: Eukaryota; Viridiplantae; Streptophyta; Magnoliopsida; Fabales; Fabaceae.
AUGCAAACUCUUCUACCGCCGGCACCAUUCUCCGGCAGGUUCACGGCGGUUCCACUCUCAGUCUCCUCCAUUUCCGCCCCACAUCUUCCCCGAAGAGUUCCCAUCCCGAAUUCCCUUCCCUCACUCCCUCUCAAGCUUACCGCUUCUUCUCCCUUUUUCAGCUCCUUCAUUUCUCACCGACCAUGGAACCUUCCCUUCACCGUAACCGCUUCUUCCCAACCCUCUCCACCUUUCACUCCCUCCACCGAAGAAUCAGAAAAAGCAAAACUCGAUCAGGUUUCAAAGAGAUUGGAGAAAACGGCGAGGCAUUUUAAGCGAUUAGGUAGCUUAGGGUUUUGGGGUCAGCUAGUGUGCACCAUUGUAUCAGCAGUUAUACUGUCGUUUUCAGUUAUCGUUACCGGGAAAGUUACAUCCCCGGCAACGUUUUAUGCUACAGCCGGUGGGAUUGCUGCUGCAUUCAUUUCAGUAUUUUGGUCCUUUGGUUAUAUUAGGCUCUCCGACAGGCUUAGGAGAACUGCAACCGAUCCUACCAAGGCACCUCCUCGAUCUGAUGUGGUGAAAAGCUUACAAAAUGGUAUAGUAUUGAACCUUUUGGGGAUGGGUGCUGCUAUUCUAGGUAUGCAAGCCACAGUUGGAUUCUUGGUUGCAAAAGCUCUAACUUCUUCUGCCAACCCAUAUUAUCAGGGGAUCGCUCCUGGUUCAAGCCCGGUUCUCGCGUUGGAUGUCUUUUUGGUGCAGGCUUCGGCAAACACAAUUCUCUCUCAUUUCCUUGGGAUUCUUUUCUCCCUAGAAUUGUUGAGAUCGGUCACAUUACCGCCUUCAGAAGCUCUUCCAUUUCUCAAGUUUGCAUAA